Baudoinia panamericana UAMH 10762 is the source of this 1101-nucleotide messenger RNA. RefSeq lists its product as uncharacterized. Lineage: Eukaryota; Fungi; Ascomycota; Dothideomycetes; Mycosphaerellales; Teratosphaeriaceae. The coding region runs from base 1 to 1101 and encodes 366 amino acids. The record is from RefSeq and is a predicted model, not a curated record. The transcript has a single exon.
AUGUCGGUGCUCUCAGUACCUAUCAGCAAUGGCAACGAGGAAACUUUCAUCUCGACCAACCUUGACCCGGAACGAGUACAAGGACCAUGGCAAAACAACGUUUUACUCGAUGGCUUGGGAAGCCAGUGGGGAGGCGCCGGCGCAUCUUGUGACUCGGGACUUUUGUACCAGCCGUCGUUCGAUGUAUCGAGUGCAAAUAGCAAUGCAAGCAUAUCACCUGCCACUGUUCGAGCCACCCCUAUCGAACCUCCAACGCAAUCGCAUCGGUAUUCCGCAGAGAUGGCUCCGUUGGGCCGAGGUCGCGGAGAAGGGCCGUUCGAUGUUGACGACCGCCGCCGACUUCCCAGCGAUGUCCCAUUGCCACUUACGCAAAGUCGCAGCGGACGCAGUAGAAGCACAGUCAGAUCCAGCGUGCCUUCUCGCCGGGAUGCAAGCACGACUGGUCGGGGUCGUAUCAUUGCAUGCACAGUUUGUGGAGGCUCGUUUCGGACAUCUAAAGAUCUGGAACGACAUGCCAAGAAGCGGUUUCACCGGCAAUAUAUCUGCCCUGUGCAAGGAUGCACGAAGAGCUACUAUCGGAGGGACUCCUUCGUGAGGCAUAAGACAGCACACAAACAGCUUGCGAUGCAUGAAUGCUCAUAUUGCGCUCGGCUUGGCGUAGAAAAACACUUCAUUCGUAAAGACCACUUAUCGGCGCACAUAUGGAACGUUCAUGCUCCUCCAGACUUAGAGAUACCCAGCAUCGACUCCAUGGAGACGAUUCAUGGUGAAGACAGUCCACGAUUCUUGUGGGAAGCACAGUCUCGGUGCAGCUCCCCUUUCGAGUUCACCAUUGAUGACAACGACUUCAUGCUGCAUGAUGGGCUCCUGAGCGGUUUUACGCCUCCGCAGAUAGCCAUCGGAGCCGCUCAAAGCUCCUCGGCAACAAGCAAAGACUGCAGCGCUUGUCAGAAACGCGCGAUCAGCGAGCUGGAAAAGGCACUCGCCGCAAUUGUCGGCCCCGUCGAUACUUUUGUGCUGACCGAGCGUCUGGGACUGCAUCAUAACACAACCACGGAGAAGGUGGCAAGGACGUUGCGCAAGCUGCUGAUUGAACCGUGA